GCAAUGGAACAGGUAUGGUUGCUGCUCCUGCUGACGAUUAAAGUGCUUUCAGUGACUGCUCAGUUCAAUGGAUACAACUGUGAUGCUAACCUCCAUAGCAGGUUUCCUGCUGAACGAGAUAUUAAUGUUUUCUGUGGAGUACAGACAAUUACUAUGAAGAUAAAUUUUUGCACAGUUCUUUUCUCUGGUUAUUCUGAGACAGAUCUGGCACUGAAUGGGAAACAUGGGGAUGCCCACUGCAGGGGUUUCAUCAAUAACAACACCUUUCCAGCAGUGGUCAUUUUCAUCAUCAAUCUGAGUACUUUGGAAUCUUGUGGAAACACUUUAGUGGUAUCCUCAGCUCGAGGUAUCAAUGCUUAUGGAAAUACCUCAGUGAUACAGAUAGGUAAUGUUUCAGGCUAUAUUGAUACGCCAGACCCACCAACAAUUAUCAGCUAUUUGCCUGGGCUUCUGUACAAAUUUAGCUGUAGCUACCCACUGGAGUACUUGGUUAACAAUACCCAACUUGCUUCGUCAUCAGCUGCUAUUUCUGUAAGAGAGAACAAUGGUACAUUUAUCAGCACUUUGAAUUUGUUGCUUUACAAUGAUUCAACAUACAGCCAGCAGCUCCUUAUUCCAAGUACAGGUUUACCUUUGAAAACCAAAAUAUAUGCAGCUGUAAGAGCAACCAACCUUGAUGGAAGGUGGAAUGUUUUGAUGGACUACUGUUACACCACUCCAUCUGGUAAUCCUAAUGAUGAUCUUCGAUACGAUCUUUUUUUAAGCUGUGACAAGGACCCACAGACAACGAUAAUUGAAAAUGGCAAGAGUCAAAUGGGCCGGUUUUCCUUUGAGGUGUUUCGCUUUGUGAAACACAAGAACCAGAAGAUGUCAACAGUCUUCCUUCACUGUGUGACAAAGUUGUGCAGAGCAGAUGACUGUCCCUUUCUUGUGCCAAUUUGCAGUAACAGAGAAAAGAGAGAUGCUGGUGGGAGGACAACUUGGAGCCCUCAGAGCACAUCUGGCAAUGCUGUAAUCUCUGCUGGCCCCAUCAUUACAAGGAGUGAUGAGACGCCAACCAACAAUUCAGAGCUCGCUCAUCCAAAUGGACCUCCUUUCCAGAUGAACUCAGUCACCAGUGCGCUGAUUUCAGGCAUUGUUGUCCUAGGAAUAUCAAGCAUUUUCUUUUUUGUAUGUUCUCUAACUCUUCUGCACAGGAAUUGGCCCAACAGUUCAGUCCUGAGUGGCAUCCGAAACCCAGUUUUCAACUGAAAGUGAUGAUUUAUUUGCACUUUUUCUUUGGGGUUGCCUUUCUUGUCUGUGAAAUAUGAUUCCAUUAAAAAGUAAUAUGAAGGCAACACUCCAGUGGUAUCCAGCUUCUAUUCUGGUUAUUAUACAUUUUUAGAUUUGCUAGAUGUUGUGUAGGUAAGUGGCAGUGAUAUUGGUAACAAGCCUAGAAAAUGAUAAGAAUCUCAAUUGUGUUUGCAAUCAGACUGCAUGACAUUAUGCCCAUGAGUGUGCUGACAAUAGAGCUCAUGUCUUCAUGAGAACCUUUCCAAGUAUACCAUUUUUAUACAAAACCUGACACAUUCAGGAAAAGUCAUAAGUUCAUAAACACUUAUUAAGAUAUGGAUCACUUCCCUUUUGUCUUUAUAUUUUUCACAAAUUUAAAAAAAAACAAGUGCGUCUCAGGAGGAACUUGUUUUCAACUAUCUUAGCUAAAAACAACCAUAGAGGGACUCAGAACAAGGAGCUUUUACUUAUUAGUAGUUUGGAAAUGUUUUGUUAGAUAUGUCUUCCAUUGAAUUGUGGUGGAAUCAUGUGAAGGACAACAUUUGGCUGGUUAUCUUGGAGUCAAAUUGUUUAGGGCAAACUGCAGUUGGUCCCAGAGAACGACGCUGCAGCUCUUGAGGUGAAAAAAACUUUUUCCAGCAAAACCAUUGAGCUGGGAAUCACUGAGAGCUUUAAAUCUAAAGUUCAUCAGGAAGUUCAUUUUGCACAGAAUUACCACAUGUGCAGACUUCAGUCAAAUUCUAACCCAGGAAACUGCUCCAAGGGGAAGAGUAUUCCUCACCCUCCUGACUCCUUGAAUAGGCAAGCUAAUACAAACAAGUAUUGCCAAACCUUUCCUCACAGAAAAUUAGUUUUCAAGAACAAUCUGGCAGUUGAAUAAAACUCUCACUAAUAUCCUAAUUUGUAAGUGCAAGUUUUGCCCCAUGAGUUUUUCAGAUCUCAGAUAAGGCUUUCCUUUCUACAUGUAGAGUCAUCAAUCGGUGCUUUAGCAGAUUUCUUUAGUAGAUUUUCUGCAUGGGUUAGGCUUCACUGCAUGGAUGAGGGGGAGAGGGCAACUAGAAGGAUAACAGGCUACAAGCAGUACUGUACUCUUGACUCUAGUCAAUCUGAUAAACAUCAGACUUACCUGAAGUGAGCGUGAGUGACCAGGUGCCCUCAAACAGGAGCACAGGGCAGUGGCUUAGCUGUGUAGAAUAGAGAAAAAUGCUGGCACUAGAGAGGCCACUGUAGACACAACAUAUUAAGCUGGACUGGAUAGACAGUUGGGAUUUUGGUCAUGCAUACAGCAGUCAAAUUUCAUUUUUCAUGUACUGUACAUAUUGACCUAGAAACACCUCACUGAUAUUUAUCAUCAUCCUGUGUUAACCAUGUCUGUGUUUUCACUGUUGUGACAGAGCUGGCUAAUGAUCAGGGCUUUUUGGCUCUCAAGACUAAAGACAAAUACAGACUUGUUCUCAGUUUUCUCUGAUCCUGCACAUGCUGUAUAAAGGCCUGUUGUUUGCAAAUUCCACUGUGCUGUAGGGCGGUAUCCCUAACAACCAAUACUGUGC
Messenger RNA from Manacus vitellinus (golden-collared manakin), 2822 nucleotides. It is a transcript of the gene ZPLD1, whose product is annotated as zona pellucida like domain containing 1. Lineage: Eukaryota; Metazoa; Chordata; Aves; Passeriformes; Pipridae. Gene Ontology annotation, cellular component: cell surface. The transcript is spliced from 10 exons. The coding region runs from base 4 to 1251 and encodes 415 amino acids. The record is from RefSeq and is a predicted model, not a curated record.